Messenger RNA from Linum trigynum, 1277 nucleotides. NCBI's taxonomy places the organism in Eukaryota, Viridiplantae, Streptophyta, Magnoliopsida, Malpighiales, Linaceae. The record is from the annotation of a GenBank genome assembly.
CAGAGUAAACUUCAGUCCUUAAGCAACAAUAAUAUCAUCACAAUAACAAGAAGGAAAGAUUAAGCAGAUGGGCAGAGCUCCUUGCUGCGAGAAAGCAGGGCUGAACAGAGGCCCAUGGACGCCGGAAGAAGACCAGAUCCUCAUCUCCUACAUUCAGAAUCACGGCCACAGCAACUGGCGCGCUCUCCCUAAGCUUGCCGGGCUUUUGAGGUGUGGGAAGAGCUGCCGCCUGCGGUGGAUAAACUACCUGAAGCCGGACAUCAAAAGAGGCCAUUUCACCAGAGAAGAAGAAGACGCCAUCAUCAAACUCCACGAAUCGCUCGGAAACCGGUGGUCGGCGAUUGCGGCGAAACUGCCCGGAAGAACGGACAACGAAAUUAAAAACGUCUGGCACACCCAUUUGAAGAAGAGAUUGCAGCGCAAGAAGAAUGACGGAGGAAACUCGCCGCAGCAAUCCACAUCCUCAUCGGAGAGCCAGAGCUCCGCACCUCUGUCGCCUCAGCCGUCGAUCAGCGCUGGCGGUGCUGUUUCAUCCGUAACCGAGAACAGGAUCUCCGCCUCCGAGGCGUGGAGCUACGGGGUAACGCCGUCGCCGACGUCGCCGGAGGAGCUACCAUUGAUUGACGAGAGCUUUUGGUCGGAGGCGGCGGAGUCAGGGGAAUUGACGAAUUAUUCGUCGGACUUUUCAGGGGAACACUUGCAAUUUGAUACCCAAGUUGAUUCCUUGGACUUUUCGGUCAUCGAUUCUUCUGUCCCACUGAUGGACGGCGGGUUUGUUCCGUGUAUUGACGGCGCCAUGGAUUUUUGGUAUGAUCUGUUCGUCCAAGCCGGGGGAAUUGAAGGAUUCCCGGAGUUGCAGGGACAUAGAAGGAACAGUACAUAAUAAGAUCCGAGUAAACUAGUUUGUGGAGCAAGGCGGAUUCCACUAUGUAGAUUAUUAUGACUUUCUUGGAUACUAAACAGAGUUUUGUAAAGUUGGAAGACGUUCUGGUUAGAUCAGCAUAGUAGUUUGUUUUUUUCUCUGAUACUGGAUCAAAAGAUUGCGACAGAUCAUGAACAAAGAAUUGAGAAAAAAAUUCACCAUGUUUCUGUGCUGUUUUUCUCUUUACUGCCGCUGAAGAUUUCUGCCCUUGAUUACAAAAAUCUCAGUGUCGCACAACGGAUUCUUUGAAAGUUUCUCCCCCCAAAAUUAUGUCAAGAUAGAUAGUAUAUUGUUGACAAGUUGGGCUUGGUCGAGUUCAAGCUGGAAGUCGUUCCAAUGAAAAACAAACUUAUAU